This is a messenger RNA of Oncorhynchus mykiss (rainbow trout), 4488 nucleotides long. RefSeq names its product dnaJ homolog subfamily C member 16. Lineage: Eukaryota; Metazoa; Chordata; Actinopteri; Salmoniformes; Salmonidae. The record is from RefSeq and is a predicted model, not a curated record.
UUGGCUAGCCAGAGUAAAGGCAAAAACUGCUAAUACAGAUGAAAUAUUUGCUGCUAGCUGGGCAAAGAGCUGGAAUAGCCAGCGAGCUAGCUAGCCACAUUCAUUAUCUUUCACUCUGCCUUAUUUAGUUAGUUAGCAGAGUAAUGUGUAUAGCUAACUAGUUAUAAAAGCUACACUCGUAUUUUGUUUGGCCAGCUGUCAGCAAUCUAACGUUAUCUAGCAAAACAUCGACCAAAUGCAGCUAGCUAUAUUAGCUGUAGUAGCUAAUGUGGAUCAUGUCAAAAAUUAUACCUAGCUAACUUUGGCUAGAUAGAUUGGAACUAGCUGCUGGCCAGGUUGCAGAUUUAGAGACGUUGGGACAGGGAGGAGAGGAGAUGGGGGGAUUGUGUAGGCCACUCCAGGCCUCUAUGGUCUGGCUGGCCGUUCUCCUUCUGCUGCUGGGGGAGACGGUGAACACAGCCCAGGAGUUUGACCCCUACAGAGUCCUGGGGCUCACCAAGAGCGCCAGUCAAGCAGAGGUCAAGAAGGUGUACAAGAGGCUGGUCAGAGAAUGGCACCCAGACAAGAACAAUGAUCCUGGGGCUGAAGAUAUGUUCAUCAAGAUCACUAAAUCUUAUGAGAUCCUGGGGAAUGUGGAGCGGCGUGCUAACUACGACCGCUAUGGACAGAUGGAGGAGAACAAGCAGGGUCAGCACCAGCAGGGCUUCAACCGACACUUCCACAACAGCUUCUAUUUCGACGAGUCAUUCUUCAAUUUCCCUAGGUCAGGCCGGGACUUCUCAGACAGCAAGUAUCUGCUCGACCACGCAGGGUUCAACAGUAAGGUGCUGCCCGACAGCUUCAAGCGGCCCUACCUGAUCAAGAUCACCUCCGAGUGGUGCUUUGCCUGCGUUCACAUCGAGCCAGUCUGGAGGGAGGCAGUACAGGAGCUAGAGCCACUGGGUGUGGGUAUCGGCAUUGUUGACAUUGGUUACGAACGUCGCCUAGCCAACCAGCUGGGUGUCCAUCGCACGCCAUCCAUCCUGGGUGUGGUCAAUGGUAGAGUGACCGUGUUCCACUACUCCGUGGUCAGAGAACACCUGCGACAGUUUGUAGAAGACCUGCUGCCUCAGAGGCUGGUGGAAAAGGUAACAGAUAAGAACUAUGUGUCCUUCCUGGGCAGCUGGCAUGUUGAGAACAAUCCCAGUGUGUUGCUGUUUGACCAAGUGCCUGCAGUGCCCCUGCUCUACAAGCUCACAGCGUUUGCCUUUAAGGACUAUGUGCGGUUUGGUUACGUGGACCAGGGACUGACAGAGACAUCCAGACUACUGCAUCAGUUCAACAUCAACAGCUAUGCUCCCACAAUGCUGCUGUUCAAGGAGAACACUGAGCAACCUGCUGAUAUUAUACAGGCUAAAGGGAUGAAGAGACAGAUCAUGGAGGAGUUUGUGUCCAACAACAAGUACCUGUGUGUCCCUCGGUUGGUCAACCAGCAUCUGUUCGAUGAGCUCUGCCCCAUCAAGCAGUUCCACCGGCGCAGGAAGUACUGUGUGCUGCUGAUCACUGGUGAGGAGCCAGGGUUUGUCCCUGGUAACCAGGCCUUCCUGACCUUUGCCUCGUCCAACACUAAAGACGUCCUGCGCUUCACAUAUGUCUACCAGAGACAGCAACAACCACUGUGUCAGGCCUUGCUCCACAACCAGGCCCCACUGUUCGCACAGGUGGUGAUACUGGAGAGGCGGAGCCCGGGAGGUAAGGCUGUGUACCGGUCUGUGAUUGGUGGAUGGAACGGCAGUGACGAUGAUAAGACCCGCCUCCACGAGCAGCUGGAGCUCCUGCAGAGAGACCCCUCCUACCUGAGCUAUGACGCCACACUACCUGAACUAAACAACGAAUUGUCCCCCAUGUUUCUGAUUCAGUGGAUCAAUGCAGCUUACGAUUAUUUCCUUCAAAUCUAUGAUGACCUUCUCUUCUCCAACUGGCGGGAGAUGAUGCCCAUCCUGUCUCUCAUCUUUUCUGCUCUGUUCAUCCUCUUUGGUACUGUCAUCAUCCAGGCCUUCAGUGACUCGGGUGAAGAGAAGCCUCCCCAAAAACCAAAGCCAAAGAACCCACCAAAGACUGAAGACUCACCUGGUAGAGCCAAUACUUCCAGUCGUCCUCCUAAGAAGGACUUUGUGGAGGUGACGGAGCUGACAAACAUCACCUACAUCAGUAACUUGGUCAAGCUGAGACCUGGUCACAUCAACGUGGUCCUAGUCCUCACUGACGCUUCCAAGAAUGCUCUGCUCAGGAAGUACGCCAAAGAGGUUUUCUCCUUCUCCGGGACCCAGACCCUACACUUCUCCUUCCUGAAUGCAGACAAACACAGCCAGUGGAUGCCAUCUCUCUUGGAGUCUUGUCCUACUGCAGCCCGGGUCCUGACCCACGGAGAGGAGGAGGAAGGGGGAGGAGGUGAGGGGGAUGAAUAUUCCUCUCCCUUCUCAGGUCGUCCCAGAGACUUCACAGGCCAUGUUCUGGCACUCAAUGGACACAAGAAGUACUUCUGUCUCUUCAGACCUGUCUUCACUGGGGACACGGACACUGGCGGAGAGAGCUCAAGCUCAUCAUCUUCAUCAUUUGACGAAGGCUCCAGGAGAAAGUCUCGGUCAAGGUCGCGAUCCCAGUCGAGCUCACGUUCAAGGUCCAGGGAGGAGGGGGGUUUGUCGGGUAGGGGUGGGAGGGGUGGUGGGCGGGCCUCCAGGGCUACCAGUCUGGAGGUGCACCAUAAGCUGGACAGGCUGGGGCUGUGGAUGGAGAGGCUGAUGGAGGGGACUCUGCCCAGGCACAGCGUCCCUGGCUGGCCUGGGUUGGACACCACCUCCCCAAGCUCCAGCCCCGCUCCCCAGAACUGAGGAACCACACUGGACCGGACCCGACCGGACCCAUAUGAAGUGUAAAUGAGAUUUCUGCAGCUUAAACGUAGCCAGUAGUCAUUAUGCAAAGCCAAUGAAUAAUACAGAAGAUUAAUAUAACCCUAUAAAGUAUACUAACCUUGUCCCAGAUCUGUUUGUGCUUUCUUGCGAAUGCCAACUUCAGGUGUGACAAUGGUCAUAGGAGUUGGCCAGAUGGCACAAACUGAUCCGGGACCAGGCAAGAAACUGAAGCUCCAUUUACCCUAUCACAACAAUCAUUUUUUACUUUAGCUUUAGGGACUGUAGUAGGUGACGCUUCAAAUGCACUGAUCUUGCCAUUGUCUUUCAUAGGAGGCUGUUAACCCGGAAUUAGGGCUUGAGACAAUUGACGUGUUGCACUGUAAAGCACUGACUACUGUAUGUUUGGAUAUUUGGUUGUAAAUAAACACCAAGGACCCUAUUCAAUAACCACCAGCUCUUAGGAUUUAAAGAAAGGGGGGGGGGGGGGGAGUAUAUUAUGUGCAAUUCAGAGGAGGCUGGUGGGGUGAGCUAUAGGAGGACAGGCUAGGUUAGGAUCCAUGUACUGAACAAAAUGAUGUGAAGCAAAAAAAAAAUCUCAUGUACAGUUUUAAACUAGGGUCCUGUUCAAAGGAAUACAUGUUUGAAACAGGAAAAGCACACUCGUUUUUGUAGCACAAAUUCAGGUAUGACCUCCCUUUUCACGACAUUUCCUCCUAUUUCAUACUUACUGAACUUUUACCACAGUAACGCUGGACUAAGGUCAGUUGGCUUAUUCUUUCCUAAUGGUUAGGACUUGGGGGUGCUAAACUGUUCCUAGCUGGUUGAAUAGAGCCCUUGGUGUUCUCUGCUGCUGCUCAGGGCCAGGUCCCCAAGCUGGAGAUCUCAGUACAACUAUUUUAUAAAUAUUUAUUUCCCUUUGCAGAUCAGGCAGAAAGGUUGAAUCAUCCUUCUGUCUCGUUUCUUUUACUUUUGUUUUGAGUCCGUGCCCUUAAAUAUACCGCUAUAGAUUUUAUUGCAUGUCUUUGUCAGAAGAAUAUUCUGUUUUGUCACCGUGAGAUUUGCAAAGCUCCAUCAACUUUAUUCCACAACUCUUUCCUUCCUGUACCUCAUGAUGUGCUUGUGAACCAUGCUUGUGUGAUGAUGAGUAACCUUGCCUGAGACCUGAAGACUUUGGUUAAGACUUUAGCUUAGCGAGCUAAACAGUCUGUGCUUGAAACCGUAUGGUCCAUGGUUCAAACCCAGUUGGUCACACUUGCACACAAGGUUUGCAUAAGAUGUCCUUUACUUACAUUCUUGCUACAGAAUGAUUUCCCGCUCGCUAAGUUAUAGCUAGAUAUAAACUACGUAGAUAUUUCACUUUGCCUGCCUUUUCAUUUGAAUGUGUUUCUCAUGUCCAUGUCCAAUAUUGGUGCUGAUGAGAGAUUUAAUCCAACGUAAAUUUGAGGAGUUGAACUGUUUGGGAGAGUCUGUAGUACUGUAGUCCAUUUUAAACGAUUAGUAUGAAAUGAUGUGAAAUAUAGAAUUAUUUGAUGUGCUGUUGCUAUUUAUUUGAUGUAACUAUGCUUCCUAACAUGAAUAAACAUUUUCUAAAUCUUUA